AUGUCGUCGCAAGAAGCCAAGCUGCUCAGCGACUUCCUCCUCGCACCAGCACCAUUACGCGACUUCAUGACACUGCGCCAAUUCAUUGACAUCUUCCCCCGCAGCCACCGCGAAAACCUGGCCGUGCAAGAGCUGUACCGUGAGCUGCACCGCCUGCGCGAAGCUGAGAUCGAAGUCGUGCGCAAUGACAUCACGAAAGAAGUGAAGCGGUCGAAGCCGCUGAGACGAGCGUAUGCGCAAGAGAGACGGCAGAUGGACGAUGCAUACGUUGCAGGAAUAGAUCCAGUGGCACUACAGAUGGAAGAAGAGCUUUCCGGACACGGGCGAAAGACUCCGCACACGCUACAGACUGUCUACUCCAGUAUCGAAGAUGCUUGCCAGAGCCUCGAAGCACAGAUUGCUGAGAUGGAAGAGGAAAACCAACGAACUCUAGCCGAAGUCCAGGAAGCUGUCGGUGCCCUGAGUGACUUGCGGCACGGUCGAUUCGCGCAGUCAGCCAGCGGUGAAGACAUUGGAGAAGAGGUGCUGGCUACUCUGAAAAGGCUUGAAGCCGUCUGCGCAAAUCCGGCAGGUUGA
Messenger RNA from Macroventuria anomochaeta, 576 nucleotides. RefSeq lists its product as uncharacterized. The record is from RefSeq and is a predicted model, not a curated record. Gene Ontology annotation, cellular component: Mis6-Sim4 complex; kinetochore. The coding region runs from base 1 to 576 and encodes 191 amino acids. Gene Ontology annotation, biological process: chromosome segregation. The transcript is spliced from 2 exons. Lineage: Eukaryota; Fungi; Ascomycota; Dothideomycetes; Pleosporales; Didymellaceae.